Molecule: messenger RNA, 14282 nt
Organism: Alternaria alternata
Lineage: Eukaryota; Fungi; Ascomycota; Dothideomycetes; Pleosporales; Pleosporaceae
Product: nonribosomal peptide synthetase 2
Exons: 4
Coding region: 296-14233 (4645 amino acids)
Biological process (GO): amino acid activation for nonribosomal peptide biosynthetic process; secondary metabolite biosynthetic process
Cellular component (GO): cytoplasm
Molecular function (GO): phosphopantetheine binding; catalytic activity
Source: RefSeq, a predicted model, not a curated record
CCUGUCGCCUCAGCUUAAACUUUUAUCCUUCCUCAACACUGCUCGCUCGCUCUUUCCGAAUCGGAGGUCGCGACGCGUUCUUGAAGGUCGCUUGUUGCCUGCACCUACAACAGAGCGCUGCGGUCUUCGUGAUUAAUCUUCAAACGCGCUACCCAAGCACAGAGUAUUAGAACUCGUUCUCACGUGCACAAACCUCGUGUGUACUGGUUUCAAGGUAUCGCUAGGGACGACAACGGCUCAAAUUCCCUACCAGUGAACAUUGCCACCGGCUACACUAUUUAACAUCUUACACGACAUGAUUCAAGAAAACGACGCAAACCAGCGACUAUCGAUACUUAAUGAGCGACCUUCGAUUCUGAGCGGACCGGAUCUCCUCCACGAGCUUGUGCGGCCAUUUGAUCAUGACGCAACUGCUAUCGAUUUCCUGGAACAUGGAUCGAAAAGGCGGAAGUUCUCCUACAGAAAUCUGCACCUUUUGAGCGACGUCUUGGCUGGCAGGAUCACUGAAAGACUGUCGAAGCUCGAAAGUGUCUCGCCCAUCAUUCCGGUCUUUCUGCCUCAGUCUCCAGAACUAUACAUAGUCUUAUUGGCCGUCUUGAAGGCAGGGAAAGCGUUUUGUCCUCUUAAUCUCGACACACCUAUAGAGCGAUUGAAGUUUAUCCUCGAUGAUAUAUCGCCUGACCUAUUCAUCACGUUCUCAACUCUCGAUGAACGUAUUCGAACAGCAGUCAAUGUCGAAGUGGUCCUUGUGGAUAAGGAGCUUUGCGAUCGUGAGGAUCGCCUCAGUAUCGAAUUACCAAGAUCGAGUACCAGGGAUCUAGCCUACGUGCUGUACACCUCUGGUUCUACUGGCAAACCUAAGGCUGUAAGCAUAUCGCACCAUGCGGUCACUCAAAGUCUGCUGGCUCACGACCGACACAUUCCUGACUUUGCACGUUUUCUCCAAUUUGCAGCCCCUACCUUCGAUGUUUCCAUAUUUGAGAUCUUCUUUCCAUGGUUCCGAGGGAAGACGUUAAUUGGCAGUACACGUGCGCAAAUGCUCGACGACCUUCCAGGAACCAUCAACAGCCUGGAGAUCGAUGCAGCUGAACUCACGCCAACAGUUGUGAGCAAUCUUCUUCAGGGUAGAGCGAGCGUGCCUGGCUUGAAGUUGCUACUUACAAUCGGUGAGAUGCUCACCCAGCACGUCAUUGCCGAGUAUGGUGGCGACGAGACAAAGGAGAGUAUACUGUGGGCCAUGUAUGGACCGACUGAAGCCUCGAUCCACUGCACGUUGCAGCCACAAUUCUCGACGUGUUCACCGACUAGCACGAUAGGUCGCCCCUUGGACACUGUUUCGGCUUUUAUUAUCGCCCCUCCAACUGGAGACCUAACAUCGAUUGGUGUUGAGAUUCUCAGAACCGGAGAAGUUGGCGAGCUUGCUGUUGGAGGACCUCAAGUUGCCGAAGAAUAUUUGAAUCGCCCGGAUCUCACUUCUGCAUCGUUCAUUGAACACCAGGAGUAUGGUCGUUUAUAUCGUACCGGUGAUCGCGCAAGGAUCAACGACCAUGGGAUUUUGGAAUGCUUGGGCCGCAUCGUUGCUGGUCAGGUAAAACUGAGAGGGCAGCGGGUUGAGCUCGGCGAGAUCGAACAGGCUAUCAUGAGGAUACCGAACUGUCGUACAGCAACAGUGAUGAUCGUCCAAGAAUCCUUGGUCGCGUUUUGCGCUGCUGAUUGGCGUGAAGUAACACGCACAGAUGUUCUCAACAUUUGUAGCCAUUGGCUUCCGGCAUUCAUGGUUCCUUCAGACGUUUUCUUUGUAGAUGUCAUGCCACAACUCCCAUCGGGGAAGGUCGACAGAGACUCUCUCACCAGAGAAUUCCUUAGCAAGGCUAGCUCUAAUGGAACGGCAUCGUCUACCAAUAUCAACUUGGGCGAUCAUGUGGGCCGGUCCGUCCUGAAUAUCAUCAGGCACCAUAUCUCUCCAGAUCUUGGAUCAGAUUUGGAUCUUGCUUUCGCUAGGAUAGAUUCACUACAAUCAAUUCGCAUCGCAUCUGCGCUGCGACGAGAGGGAUUUGAGCUGGGAGCAAUGGACGUACUGUCAGCUCAAACGUUGGAGGAUCUUAUUGCGAUGUGCAGAAAGCCUACAACAGCCGCCAGUCUGCAUGGUCCAACAAAAGACGUUCCAAGAUCACUCAUCCACAUAGAGACCCCUCAGCUGGAGCGGUGGCGUAGCAAUAUCGCCUAUGUACUGCCUUGCACUUCCUUGCAGGAGGCUAUGCUUGCGGAGACGAUGUCUAGGCCUGCCGCUUACUGCAACUGGGUUGAGGUCGAACUUUCGAUCUCGCAGACGUUCGAAGACAUCCGAGACGCCAUACAAUAUUUGGCUAGCAAAAUCGAAAUCAUACGUACAGGUUUCCUUGCGCAGUCACAGCAUUCCGGAACCUUUUCGCAGAUAAUCUGGAAAGAACUGCUCGCCUCUCAGAUCGAGGAAGUCGACAGUUUUUCAAGACUUUACACACUGCAGUCUGAGGAAAACUUCCUGCGGCCGUUCCACACGCAGAUAAUAACAAGCUCCGAACGACCUCGCUUGCUGUUUCGCAUGCAUCAUGCUUUAUACGACGGGUGGUCGUUCGAUCUGUUGCUGCAUGAUCUGGAUAUGCGAUUGCGUAGAGAGAAACUUGCAUCACGACCACAGUUCCGUGAAGUAGUCCAAUAUCUGUCCCAGAUAAACUCCGAAGAUGAACAGUCAUCUAGAAAUUACUGGACUAGUCUCCUCAGUGGCUACCUUCCGAUCUCGCUACCUAAUUACCACGGGAGGGUUGUUGGUGACCGAGUUACACGGCGCUUCACUCGGCUGUCUGCCAUCGAUCGGUCCCGGCUCUUUGAAUGCGCUCGCGAAAUGGCUAUUAAUCCCCAGGUAUACUUCCAAGCGGCUACUGCGUACGUGCUUAGUCUCUACAACGGUACAGCCGAUGUUAUUCUUGGAAAUGUUUCAUCUGGGCGAACUAUCCCCGUGGCUGGUGUGGAGGAUAUCAUCGGCCCUUGCAUCGCAACUGUCCCCUUCCGCAUAGACCUCAACAACGCUCAUAGCACCCAUGACCUUUUACAUUUGACACAAGCGUUGAAUCGAGAGAGUCUGAAGCACAGUACCAUCCCCCUGCGCGACAUAGUAAGGGCAGGCAACAUACCACCGGGAACUCGGCUUUUUGACGUCUUGUUCGUGUGGCAGCAGUCAAUAGCCUCGGAUUCAAACUCAACACUUGCGGCCAGAGUCAUCGACAGCGCGGAUGACCUUGAAUUCAGACUCACGCUCGAGUUCGAACCGCGUGAAGGUGACAUAUCGUUACGAGCUACCUACGAUACAUCAACUUUCCCGGAGCAACAGAUCGAAUGCUUGUCACGCCAGAUUGACGAAGUAGUGGGAAUAAUGUUGGAGAGCACCAACCACAACAUCGAUAAGAUGAAAUGGUGCUUCACCACACCUUCAUUAUCAAUCGCGAAUCCUACCCCUCGGCAGCAACCAAUCGAGAGUGGCCCUGCUUAUGCAGUAGAACAAUGGGCUUUGUCGAAUCCUGGAAGACCUGCUGUCAAGUUCGCCCGUGUCAUACGUGGUGGUCUAGAAGUUGAAAAGGUAGCGACCUACGGGAUGCUGAACUCCUGCGCUAAUCAGUUUGCCCGUGUGCUUGCCGAUCGUGGAGUUGGCAACGAUCAAUUAGUUUGCGUCAUGAUGGGAAAGUCAGUCAACCUUUAUAUCUGUAUCCUCGCUGUUCUCAAGCUUGGUUGCGGAUACCUGCCGCUCGUUCCUGAUACACCGAUCGAGAGAGUCAAGACCAUAUUGAAUGACGCGCGAGUCAAGGUCUGUGUCUCCGACUUGUCGACUUCACCCGAUAUCCGAAAAAAUCUCCGAGUCGAAUUAGUAGACUUCAACGCCACCCAGCUUUCAGACUACUCUGAUCAGAAUCUGAACGUGCCGUACAACGGGCAGCAUCUUGCCUACGCUGUGUUCACUUCUGGCAGUACUGGUACACCGAAGGGGGUUCUUGUUACCCAAGAUAACCUCAUGAGUAAUCUGCAGUAUCUAUCGACGAUAUACCCCUUCUCCGCGGAAUCCUGCCUGCUCCAAUCCUGCUCCCAGGCAUUUGAUGUCAGCGUCUUUGAGAUAUUCUUCUCCUGGUACGUUGGCAUGUGUUUGUGCACAGCGAAGAAAGACGACCUGUUCCGCGACUUUGAGGCUGCAAUCAACUAUCUAGGUGUCACACAUCUGAGCCUAACACCAACAGUUGCGGCACUAGUGGAUCCUGAGAAUGUACCAAAAGUCGAAUUUUUAGUGACUGCUGGAGAAGCUUUGACAGAACACGUUCGAAGAAGGUGGGCAGGUAAAGGCUUGUACCAAGGGUAUGGUCCUUCUGAGACCACAAACAUAUGCACUGUUCGAGCAGCGGUUACUCCAGACGACCUAAUCAACAACAUCGGCAUGCCCUUCACCAACACUUCAGCCUUCGUACUUGAUCCCGAAAGCGAAGCUGUUCUGCCCCGUGGCGCUGUAGGAGAACUUUGCUUUGGAGGGUACCAGGUCUUUCGUGGUUACCUGAAUCGCCCGGAACUGAACGCCACAAAGAUCAUCAACCAUCCUACUUACGGGAGGUUAUAUCGGUCGGGUGAUAUGGGUAUCCUGUUGCCUGAUGAAUCCAUACUUUCCAGGGGCCGUUCGGACGACCAAGUUAAGAUUCGUGGUCAGCGUGUCGAGCUCGGCGAGAUUACCUCAGUCAUGCUCGAUCAUCGGUCGGUGCAAGACUGUGUGACGCUUCUCUUACCGCGUCCCAAUAAUGCACAAACACUUGUCAUCUUCUGGGUACCCAUUACAGCCGCAUCUGACCACUUCCAACGCUUGGAACCCGCCGAGUUCGAGAUGGUGAAAUCAGAUCUAUUCGGUCUGUUAUCGCAACGCUUACCUCCAUAUAUGGUUCCCUCCUAUCUCAUUCCCAUAUCAUGUCUCCCAAUGACAAUGCAGGCCAAGAUUGACAAAGGCCUCCUCCAGAGCUUAUUCUGGAAUCUGGCGGAAAACCAAUUGGAAGCCACCAUGCAAUCGACCGACAGCGACGAAGGUCCAGAAAUGUUAUCGCCAUGGGAGAAAGACGUAGCCCAGGCUCUUGCAUGGACACUCGACAUAUCACCGAAAGAACUCCGGAGGACUUCGUCAUUUUUCAACGUGGGCCUGGAUUCCGUGUCAGCUAUACGCUUUUGUAAUAGACUUCGAACACUAGAUUUAGGCGACUUUGCCAUCUCGACGGUGCUGAAGAACUCGUCAAUUGCUCGGCUAGCGUCUGCUCACGACCUGCGCUCGCACUCGCCAAUACACGAAACGACCAAGCCCCCGACCAUCAACGUGAAAAACUUCCUCAAGCCAGAUGAAGUGUCUCGAAUUCUUGCGCGUUAUGAAGAAAGCGAGUUCAAGGUGGCAAGGAUACUACCAUGUACACCACUGCAAGAAGCAAUGCUAUCAAGUGGUCAGUCAUUCGCAGACUCCGCGUACUGCAAUACCAUGAUUUUUGAUGUCAAAGGAGACAUAUUUCGGCUGCAAAACUGCUGGUCGAGCAUGGUUGAGCGACACGAGAUUCUUCGUACUUGUUUCGUUGGCACCGAAGACCCAUCAUUCGUGUUCGCGCAAGUCGUCCUACGCGAUACUGGUUUGAAUUGGCAAUUUCAUGACUUUACAGACGCGCUGCCAUCCUACACGCACAGCAUCAUCUCAGAUCUUCUUCGAGCUGAGAAGCCUCCAGUUUACUUUGCAUUGGCUCAGGAUGGACCGUCCACGAAGUUGCUAUUCAGUUGCCAUCAUGCGCUCUAUGACGGCAUUGCUAUCUCCACUCUUCUUGAAGAGAUACAAGACCUAUAUCUCGACUUCAAGCUGCCACCGCCAGUCUCUCACGAUGUGUACCUGCAGCACAUGCUUCAUCAGAACUAUGCAGAGGGUGAUGCAUACUGGGCGGCUCUAUUGGAGGGCCUUGAGCCUACCCUCUUCCCCACCCUCACCAGUAAUAGCUCGAGAGUUCUGGGAAGGCCCGCAACCUCAUCAAGACGUCUACAACUACCGCUCGACAGUAUACGGGGAACAUGUCAAAAUAUGUCAGUGUCAUUACUGGCGAUUGUACAGGCUGCAUGGGCAAAACUGCUGCACUUCUACACUGGUGAGAGUGACAUCUGCUUCGGAAAUGUCGUCAGUGGGCGCAGCAUUGCCGGAGAUGGCGUCGAGCGCAUCGUCGCUCCUUGCUUUAACACUUUGCCAGUUCGCGUCAACUUCGAUUUCCAGCGGUCCAAUGAUGCUUUGAUGCGCCUGACGCAUACCCUUAGUAUUGAGUCGCUUGCUCAUCAGCUGACUCCGCUUCGUCGCAUACAGAACAGGGUGCUUCACGACGGUGGUCGUCUUUUUGACACUCUUGUCAUACUUCAGCAGCCGAAAUCAUCGUUAGAUUCUUCUAUUUGGACACUUGAACAAGACCUGGGCGAUAUGGACCUACCCGUGGUGUGCGAAAUCAUUCAAAACCAGACUUCGAAUACCAUGGAGCUAGUCCUACACUACCAAACAUCGCUCCUAUCUACGACAGAGGCUCUUUUGGUUAUGGAGACUCACGAAGCCUGCCUAUCAUCGUUAAUCGCGUCUCCCAAUGCAACGGCUGUCGAUAUGACGAAGUUGCCAACACACCUCCGAGCAGAGUCUAAUAUAAAUUACGAGCGAUUCGAGACUGGAGCAGCCUUGCUACAUUCUGGUUUCGAACUCAUGGCGGCGACGUACCCAGAACGUGUCGCGCUAGACUUCUUGCUCCCGAAUGGCGAGAAGACGACUUGGUCUUUCAAAGCUUUGAAUGAGAACGCAAAUAGCAUUGCGCAUACGCUCAUCGAAGCAAACCUCAGGCCUGACGAUAUUGUUCCAGUUCAUAUACAAAAGAGCCCACAGUUCUACGCAAGCAUCCUGGGAGUUCUUAAAGCCGGAGCCGCUUUUGCGCCCGUACAUCCAAGUCUACCUGAAGCACGCAGGAAGGUCAUGCUCCAAGAAUUGAAGCCAAAGCUCGUGCUUUGUUCGGAUAACUCGAUGCUUUCCAAGAAUCUAACCGAAGCGAUCGUUGUCAACGUUCAAGCUGUUCCGCCCACGCCAAAUAGCAAUCCUGCCAUUUCUAGCCUAAACGACUCGAACCUAGCCUACUGCCUCUUCACCUCUGGCUCCACAGGCGUACCAAAAGCGGUCAGCAUGGAACAUCGCGCUCCAAUUCAAACUAUCCUCAGCUCCAAAUCUCGCAUUCCUUGGAGCUCAUCUUCACGACUACUACAGUACGCCGCUGUGACGUUUGAUAUGUGCUAUUACGAUUGUCUUCUGGCCUGGACAUUCGGCUUCACCCUUUGUACCGCGGGACAAGAUGACUUGUUGAAUGAUCUACCUAAGGUCAUCAAUUCUUUGCAGGUCGACUUGCUCGAUCUUACACCUUCAGUUGCCGUGUCAAUCAAGAGAGUAGAUAUACCAAGUGUCAAGUGGCUGUACUGUAUCGGAGAAGCCAUGUCGCCCGCAGUUGUAAAGGAAUGGGGGAGUGCGUGUGUCAACUCGUACGGGCCUACUGAAGCUGCGUUCUGCACGACCAUUAGCCCCACCUCAAGCGAUGGAAAAACUUCAAUCAUCGGCAAGCCCUUCCAGACGACGUCUUUUGCUAUCUUCUCAUCUCAAGGCGACUCGCCUUUGCCGAUGCUAAGUACUGGUGAACUCUAUAUUGGAGGUGCACAACUCGCGCGAGGCUAUUUCGGCAAACCUGAUCUCACAAGUGAGCGAUUUGUUACCCGUUAUGGUCAACGAUACUACAAGAGCGGCGACAUGGUCCGAAUGUUGAGCGAUGGUAAUUUCGAGUUCGUGGGACGCACAGACGACCAGGUCAAGAUUCGUGGGCUCAGAGUGGAGCUUGGCGAGAUCAAUCAUGUCAUUCAGGACACCCUUCCAGACAUUGCUUUUGUGACCACUCAGAUCCUGAAGAAAGAACAGACGGGCAAAGAUCAGCUUGUGUCUUUCCUGGUCUCGCACAACAAGAUCGAGAAGAUCAAACUUGCCGAGCUGCAACAAGAGGUUAAGAAGGCUGCGAGCAGCCGCCUCCCGUCUUACAUGGUCCCCCAAUUUUUCCUCUUUGUUGAUGAUAUACCAAGAUCAAUGGCUGGGAAGGUCGACAAGAAAGCAUUGAUCGACAUAUUCAGAGACCAUGCAGGUGUCGAUGCCCUUACUAACGGAUGUCGAUAUGAAUCGGACCAUCAAUGGAGUAAAACAGAGACCGAGGUUCGGGACACUUUUGCGCGACUGUCCAAUACUUCGCGAGACGAUAUAUCGCCAAGAACCUCGAUUUACCAGCUCGGUCUUGACAGUAUCAGUGCAGUUCAAGUCGCUGCUGCGCUUCGCAAGCAGGGUCAUCCUGUAAACGCCACUGAUGUUCUGAAGCAUACUACUUGCACCGACCUUGCGGGAUUUAUAGACCAGGCGAGUCCAUCAGACGUGUCUACAUACUCAGAGUUCGACUUUGGUGCUUUUGAACGCAAGCAUAGGGCGCAGGUACUGAGUGAUAACAACAUUCCGGACAGCGACAUCUUAGCCAUCCGUCCCUGCACUCCGCUCCAGAACGGUAUGGUCUCGCAAUUCCUGGCCAAAGAAGGAGCUGUUUAUAUGAACUCGCUUCGCUUACAAUUGGAGUUGAAUGUAGACAUCGACAGACUCAAGAAGGCAUGGACAAUGGUGAUGGAAUAUUAUAGUAUAUUGAGAACUGGGUUUGCUCAUGUCAAGGAUCCGCUUUACCCUUUUGCUAUGGUUGAGUACACUUGCGAAUCCCUUGAUUUGCCGUGGACUGUCACCUUGGAAGAUACGUCAGACUCAAUCGAUCAAUGGGUCCAGCAAAUCCAGCAUGUGGCUCUGAAGCAGCUGCAGUCGCCACCUUGGGCCUUGCGCAUCGUUGAGGGCAAGGAUCACUAUGCUCUUGACCUGGCCAUUUUACAUGCUCUUUUCGACGCGCAAAGUCUCCAACUUAUUCUCGAUGCGGUUACUGCUGCAUAUCUGGAUCAAUCUUUACCGUUACCAAAAUCUAUCGACACAACUAUCAGUAGCAUCAUUCAGUUUAGCGGUGCAAAAUCGCCCACUCGAGAGAAAUUCUGGACUGACCUCGGAAAAACUGCAAACACAUGCCGCUUUCCCAACCUUGCACCUUUGAGAUACGGUACAAGCUCUCCAUUAGUUUACACGCGCCAGUCCGCGAAACCACUUCAUGUCCUAGAAGACGGAUGUCGUCAUGCUGAAAUCACUAUCCAAACUGCUGGCGUUGCGAGUUGGCUCUCCUUACUGAGCGCUUACACUGGAGAAAGCUCAGCAACAUGCGGAGUUGUGUUAUCCGGCCGAAUAUUCGAAGGAGCAGAGGAUUCCGUCUUCCCCUGCAUCAAUACCGUACCAGUGGCAUGUGCAGUCACGAACGACAAAGUCGCAUUCCUCAAAAGGAUCAUGGAGCUGAAUGCCCAGAUCCAGCAGCAUCAAUUCACACCACUCAAGGAAAUCCAGACGUUGAUGGGCUUUCCGAAUGAAGCACUUUUCGACAGCAUUUUUGCCUACCAGAAGCUUCCCGGCCGCACAGAGGCCAGUACCAUAUGGAAAGUAGCCGAUGAAAGAGCAACGAUUGAGUACCCGGUUUCGAUCGAGUUGGAGCCAGUGGAUGGAUAUCUGGAGUAUCGACUCACGUUCUUACCGCAUGUCGUACCAGAAGAGCAGGCCAAAUUGAUCCUUGAGCAACUAGAUCACUUGAUGGAAAAUUAUACUACAAUCAGUCCUAUAACUGAGACCAGCCAUACCGAGCAACUCUACUCUAUCACGCCCGCUCAGGAGCCUGAGUUGCCGUCUAAUGCCAGGCUACUCCACGAACUCGUCGAACAUACUGCGAUGGACUACCCCAAGCGCAUCGCAUUUGAGUUUGUGACGGCGAACGACAAAGGAGAGCGGACUGUGGAGCAAUGGACUUAUGCUGAGCUGGAUGCAGAAGGGAACAGAAUUGCUCGCUUACUCGUCUCUCAUGGAGUUCAGUCUGGUAGUCUGGUUGGGGUGUGUUUCGACAAAUGUCCCGAAGCAUCCUUCGCUAUGCUGGGAGUAUUGAAGGCCGGCUGCGGCUUUGUCGCUAUCGAUCCCGGUGCACCUUCUGCACGUCAGACUUACAUUAUUGAGGAUUCACGGGCUCAGGCUGUGAUAACUUUGUCCUUUCAAGCUGCCAAAUUUGAGGGAACCGUCAGUGUGCCCGUAAUGAAGCUCGAUGAGAUCGACUGGCGUACACUCUCUGGCUCGGCGCUUUUGCGCAACGACGACAUCGACGCCCAAGACCGUAGCUACUGCUUAUAUACUUCAGGCACUACGGGCACACCCAAAGGCUGCGAACUAACUCAUGAAAAUGCGGUGCAGGCACUUCUUGCCUUCCAGCGUUUGUUCGCUGGACAUUGGGAUACAAACUCACGAUGGCUUCAGUUUGCUUCAUUUCACUUUGAUGUUUCAGUACUUGAACAGUAUUGGAGCUGGUCUGUUGGAAUCUGCGUUGUUUCAGCACCUCGAGACCUCAUCUUCGAAGACUUGGCAAAAUCUAUCUCCGAUCUCAAUAUCACGCACAUUGAUCUAACGCCUAGUCUUGCUCAAAUACUUCACCCGGAUGAAGUACCCAGCCUUUGCAAGGGUGUUUUCAUCACCGGUGGCGAGAGUCUGAAACAAGAGAUCCUCGACGUGUGGGGUCCAAAAGGCGUGAUCUACAACGGAUACGGACCGACGGAAGCAACAAUAGGAUGCACUAUGUACCCACGCGUUCCGGCCAACGGCAAACCCUCAAAUAUUGGUCCUCAGUUCGACAAUGUUGGAUCUUUGGUCCUCCACCCGGGCUCCGAUGCCCCUGUUCUACGAGGCGGCGUUGGUGAACUCUGUGUCUCAGGCAAACUCGUCGGCAAAGGCUAUCUCAAUCGUCCAGAGUUGACUGCGGAGCGCUUUCCUUAUCUCGAACGUUUUGGCGAGCGUGUAUACCGGACGGGUGAUCUGGUUAGACUCCUGCAUGACGGUACAUUCGACUUCCUAGGACGUGCAGACGAUCAGGUCAAAUUGCGAGGCCAACGCCUCGAAGUGGCUGAAAUCAAUUCUGUCAUCAAACAGUCCGGCCAGACGAUUUCUGAUGUUGCAACGUUAGUACUGAAGCAUCCGAAGCAGCAGAAGGAGCAGUUGGUAGCUUUUUUGGUGUGUGGCAAGUUCUCCAGGGCUCAAAUCCAGGUCCGGCUAGAUGAAGCCAAGUGGAUGGCGAGUGCGAAGCAAGCUUGUUACGAAAAGCUUCCUCCAUAUAUGGUCCCCACACACUUCGUUCCUCUCACGACAAUGCCACUGAACAUCAACAACAAAGCAGACGGCAAGAAGCUAAAAGAACUUUACGAAGCACUUUCCUCCCAUGAAUUACAGGCACUAUCAGCCACUACAAGCGAUCGAGAUGAAACUUGGUCGAAAUAUGACGAGAAGCUCCGCCAUACACUCUCACAAACACUGGCUGUGAGUGAGCAGUCUAUUGGCAAGGAUACCAGCUUUUUUGAGCUAGGUAUGGAUUCAAUUUCUGUGAUCGAAGUAUCGCGUAGACUCAAGCAGGCCGGCUUCGUAACUGCUAGCGCAUCUUCGGUAAUGCGAUGUCCUACCAUCCGUCGUCUUGCGAAAGUUUUAGACACUGGCAGUUCUGUCGAUCAAAACAAUGGGUCUUUUCUCGCAGCACAACAAGCUAUUCACGCAGUUCGACAUCGCUAUAGACAUUCCGUUGCGCAGUCACUAUCGAUCGAAUCUAGUAGAAUCGACGUCGUCGCGCCAAGUACUCCCUUACAACAAGGCAUGAUCGCAAGGUCGUUGGAAAGCAACAACGGCUUGUAUUUCAACACUUUUCAUUUCAAGUUGCAUGACAGCGUCAACGAACAACAACUUCAAGCGGCAUGGGAAAGUGUAUAUGCUUCAACGUCAAUACUUCGCACGGUCUUUGCGAACACAGAAGAAGGGCACGUGCAAGCAGUUCUUCGUGGUGUCCCUCUUAGUGGAGUAACACAAACUUUGGCCAAAGACCAUCAACUUGCCGAGCACGCAGAAAGGUUGAGACACAACUGGCUGGAGCUUAACCGAACCCAACUCAGACAUCUCUUCGAGGUACAUCUUGUCACUACCCUAACGCAGAAGCUGCUGCUUGUGCAUAUCUUCCACGCGCUCUAUGACGGCAAUAGUAUCGGAUUAAUCUUCCAGGCUGUAUGGGACUCCUACAACGGCAAGGACGCGAAUUCGGUCGCGCCUGCCUUCCAUGAUGCACUCGCCCAUGGCCCACUAAACGUCGCCGAUGGAGCGAAGAAGUUUUGGCAAGACCAUCUGACCAAAGAGUCUUCUCCAUUACCCACCAUUUCCAGCGAGCCAGCCAAGACGACUGUCGAAGUCACCCGUAAACUGCAUGCCUUUACGGGCUUUGACUCUGUGAGACGUCAGCUCAAUGUUACAGCGCAAGCCGUUGCUCAAGCUUGUUGGCUGUUCGUGCUGCAAGAGCACGUCAGAAGUCCUGUGACAACCGGAGUGAUAGUUUCUGGACGAAGCAUUGACCUGGAAGGUGCAGACCGCAUCAUAGGCCCAAUGUUCAACACCAUUCCUUACCAGCAUUGUCAUGAACACGGCGAGUCAUGGAAGUCGAUCAUCAAGAGAGUGCAUGACUUUAACGUCGAAGCUCAUAUCUACCAACACACUGCACUAAGAGACAUCAUGAAGUGGUGCAAGAGAACCCCGAAUCAACCGUUGUUCGACAAUCUUUUCGCAUACCAAGUCGCACAAGGAGACGAGGAGUGGGCAAGGAACGAUGUUUGGGAGAUCUUGGAUGGUGACGCUGUCGCUGACUAUCCUUUGGCUUUGGAAAUCGAGCAGAAGACUAGUGGCGUGUUCAAACUGACCUUAGUUACUCAAGGUCAUGUCGCAGAUGAAACCCUAGCAGAUGAACUUCUUGAUCGAUUCGAGGCUGCAUUCCGGCAGAUCUUGCAAGAUCCGUCUUGCAUACCAGAAUCGAAUGCUAGAGUGAACGGUAUAGCAGAAAACGGAACUGUUCUGGAGACUGAAGCGAUCCGGGAUAUUGGUGACACAACUCAUUUCGAAUGGACAAGCGAAGCGGUCAAGAUCAAGGAAGAGAUUGCUAACCUAUCCGGUCUUGAUCUCGAUGGUAUCAAUGGAGCUACUUCUAUCUUUGAACUUGGACUCGACAGCAUCGAUGCUAUCAAGCUAUCUUCAAAGCUAAAGAAACGUGGAGUGAACAUUCCCGUAAGUGGCAUUAUGCGCGGACUGACCAUCUCGAAAAUGGUGCAGCACAUCUCAACCAGGGAAACACCAGACAGAGAGUCUUCCCAGUGGGAUCUUGACCCCUUCAAACAGUCAAUGAAAAGAUAUCUCGAGCAACGUUCGUCUGAUACCGCUGGCAUUCAAGAGGUGCUUCCCUUGACACCAUUACAAGAAGCCAUGGUGGCAGAGAUGAUUGCAUCAGGAUACAUGAGAUACUACAACCACGACGUGCUCAAGCUUCGUCCUGGAGUUGACAUCGGGAAGCUUCGAGACGCCUGGAGUGCAGUCAUUGCAGCCUCGCCGAUCUUACGGACUGGAUUUGUAGAGGUAGAUGACCCAGAGAUCGACGGUUCUUUUGCACAGAUCGUCCACAGAAGGUGCCAUAACUUCUGGUCACACCUCAAGCUGGAGAGUACGCCAGACUUCACGUCAAUAUUCGACGAACUUCGACAUGACAUCGUACAGAAUUCGCUGUCAACACCUGCCUUCCGACUUAGCUUUAUCGAUACUCCGGAUCAAUCCUACCUUGUUCUCUCUAUCGGACACGCCUUAUACGAUGGAUGGUCACUUAGCUUACUGCACGUCGACGUGCACCGAGCAUACAAAGAUCAAUUCAGUCCUCGACCCGACUACGAACGUUCACUGGCAGACAUUAUCGCGACUUCCGGAUCUGCCUCUGCAAGCUUUUGGCAAGACUAUCUCUCUGACGCCGAGCAGAGCCUUUUUCCUCGACGAUCGGAUGCCUCUAGUGAACUCGGUAACUGUUCGAGAGUUUGUUUAUCUAUCAGAAGAGCUCAGACACAGGGCAAGAACAAGAUGAGGAAGAAAAGCUAUAUUCCAGUAUUGAGGGCCACAGUGACAUCGAAUAUCCUGUGUGUAUGGAGAUGGAAGUAGUGAAUGAGGUGUUGGUAUGGCGUUGUGCGGUCAAAGAGGAGGUUCUUGA